AUUAAAUAAUGUAUAAACUAUAUGAAUGAAUUAAAAAUGAAAACAGCCGACCAUUUAAGCAGCAGUUUACCAGCGGUUUUAAAGCAGUAUCUUCCGGAUUAUGAACCAACAUUACCCGUAAAACCUCAAGAACCAAUAACCCCCAGGAACAGGUCCCCAGAAAAACUCUCCGACAGAAGCAGAUCUCCAGGGAAGAGGUCCUCGUCCAAAAAUAGCAACAAAGAUGAGGGUUUCCACCAAAGGUCAUCCUCACCAGGAAAUGGACAGAACAAGAGGAGACAAUCCAGUGAAGCUGAGAGAUUGGAAAAGCUGUCUUUGAAGUGGGACAUUGCUAAAAAUGAUGUUAGACAGGACCAGCAUCAACUCCUCAAAGACAAGGUUCUACUGCAACAGCAACUUAUCAAGAAACAAGAUGCCCUCGCUCAGGCCAAGAGGGAAGAGUUGGAAAAGGAGGCUCAAAAGCAAAGAGAGUUGGAAAAGGCUAAAAAGCAGGCCAAAGAGUCAGCCUUACUCCAGCAGUGUAAAAACUCUAUAGAAGAAGAUAGGAAGUCUGCUAGUAAAGAGAGAAAGUCCAAAGCCAAAGCAGCGGUCACUACACCACCCACGCCUUCCUCUACAGGCGUCCCAUCAAGUCCUGUGAGGACGCCCUCUAAAUCCAGACGCUUUCACCCCAACCUACCCCCCGUCAGCCGCACUCCCACAAACACAGAACUGCUGGAGCGCGAUCCCUCAUGGAGCAUGCCCGAGGGGGAACCGUUACCAUGGCAUCAAAAACAACUCUACCAGGUGCUGGGGAAGGGUGCGGACUAUUUUCUGCAUCCUAAGAUCGAGAAGAAAGCUGUUAAACCUAUUAACAGCAAGCUGAGGAAGGAGGGAGGGAAACGCAGGAGACAGGAAACUUCUGAUUCAACAUUUGAUCCCCUAGGUAGAGCUGGGGUGGAGAGACUGUUGAAGACUCUGAGAGAUGAAUCCCAGAUCCGACUUCUAAAGGCCGACGCCCACAUACCACAGGAAUUAAAGGACACGUUUGGGGCCUUUGUACGGGAGAGUGUAGGAAAGGAUCGGCCCCCAGUUCAGAGGUUUUUCUGUGCAGAGGAAGAUGUUCCAGAGUUAGCUAGACUCCAGGACCACUCUAAGUCUGCCCGAGUACGACAUUACAAACACAAGACAGACCUGAUGUUCCGAGCUUCUAAAAACAACGAAGACCGAACCAAUAUUCUGAUUCACAAUAACCCGCCCCCAGAAGUAGCCUCAGUAGACCCCGAAGAGGACGGGGUGGGGCGGUACCUACCCUCCUGGAUUGAUGACCUUGCAGAAUCCGAGCCUGAUUAUAUGAAAUGGGUAACGGGAGGUAAGCAGAGCCAUCGUGACCUGACGAGUCAGCCAAUCAAAGAAGAUGAGGAGGAGCCGGAGAGACAGGAGGAAGAGAGGGCGGAGGAGUUUACAGACGAGGUCAUUCUACAGAUGAGUCGACGAAAACACCACAAACCUCAGCCCAAGUACAUCUUCAUCAAGGACGAGGACACAAACUUCAAAGGGACCUUUACAGACAAGUUCCGAGAUAUGUACGACAACGCUGACAUUCCCCGCCCAUUUAAUGCUAAUAAGCUUCCAUCUCCUACAAAGUCCAAAUCUGUGCUGGGUCUCACAACAGAGGACAUGGCUGAAGAUGAUCGUCCUUCCUGCCAGUCGGCUCCUAUACCCAGCAGACACCGGCGUUAUUACGAUUACGUAUCCCAGUGGGAACCCCUCAGUAUGAAUGCCCUGAUAGAGUACACAAAGAAGAAAGAAGCCGAGGGGGCGGGAGAGUUCAACCAGGGUCGUCCUAAAAUGUGGACCAAUCAAGUCAAGGUCACAUGACCUGAAUGGUGGAUUGUUAGUGAAGAAAGACAACUCUGUGAUUUAUGGAUGUGAUCUGAUUCUUAUGAACUCCUCUUGAUAUAUUAGAAAACUGUGUUAUGAAAUGAGCAUUGUAUUGUCAAAUUUAUACUGACAGUAGCUGAUUUUGUAAUAUAAACAAAAGAGGUUUUUAAAUCACAUUUAUUUAGCAUUAUGUUUUUGCAAAUACAUAUAUUGAGGAAAUUUUGAGACUGUGAUAUUUCUGGAUAUUUUAUGUCCGUCCAACUCUUCUAUUUUGAACU
Saccostrea cuccullata (small rock oyster) is the source of this 2141-nucleotide messenger RNA. RefSeq lists its product as uncharacterized. NCBI's taxonomy places the organism in Eukaryota, Metazoa, Mollusca, Bivalvia, Ostreida, Ostreidae. The record is from RefSeq and is a predicted model, not a curated record. Bases 22 to 1860 code for a protein of 612 amino acids. The transcript has 11 exons.